This is a messenger RNA of Symbiodinium necroappetens, 901 nucleotides long. NCBI's taxonomy places the organism in Eukaryota, Dinophyceae, Suessiales, Symbiodiniaceae. The record is from the annotation of a GenBank genome assembly.
GAGGAGGCGUGGGCACACUCCGCCUCUACCUUUCGGGUGGAUAUGUGCCAGUUUGGGUGCCGGUGGAGGAAGCGCACGCGUGUCGUUUCGCCGAUGCCUUGGCCGUUGGGUUGUGUGCAGCUGCUCAGUGGACUUCUGUUCGUCCUCUUGACCCGGCCGCGUGUGCCAAGCUCGGGUGCCUUUGCCGCGUUGGUGAAGCGAAGAAUCCCGGGCCCCGUCGCCGUGCUGCCAACCGCACCGGGGACCUCGAGUCUCGACCUCUUCAGUCCGGUGCUUCGCUGUUCCUCGGCUCCUCCGCCUGGUCGGCGUUUCUGCGUUGGGUUUCCCCUUCUCUGUCUGUCGACCCCGUCGGUCUCUUCGUCGUCUGUCCUCUUUUAGCUGCCAUGGCCUUGCGAGCUUAUGGAAAUGAGCUCUUUCAAGCUGGUGGCUCGAAGCACACUUUCAGGUACACUCUGGUUGGUGCUCAAAGAGCGAUUAUUUCGCUGAAGGGCUCCCUUGGGCCUGCCUGGGAACUGCUGUCAAGGUGGGAAGCGGUGGAACCUGUCAUACACAGGACGCCUGUGCCCGAGCCGCUGCUUUUGGCGAUGGUGACUCUGGCUUGGCUGAGAGGUUAUAAGCGCUGGUGUGGCUGUGCGUUGCUGGCCUUCUACGGUAUGGCCAGAGUUGGUGAAGUCCUAAACUGCCAACGACGACACCUCCUGCUCCCUGAGGACCUCUUUUUGUUCUGCCCCGCGGUCUUUCUGCGCCUCGACUCUUCGAAGACGUCGUUGCGCGGAAGGCCCAAAGUGCAGCACAUACGCGUCGACGACGUCCGUGCCAUGGCUCUCAUACAGACCGCUUUCGCCGACCUCGAGCCCAACGAACGGUUGUACCCUUUCAGCCCAAGUGCUUUCCGCACCAG